Molecule: messenger RNA, 855 nt
Organism: Rosa chinensis
Lineage: Eukaryota; Viridiplantae; Streptophyta; Magnoliopsida; Rosales; Rosaceae
Product: F-box protein At3g07870
Exons: 1
Coding region: 1-855 (284 amino acids)
Molecular function (GO): protein binding
Source: RefSeq, a predicted model, not a curated record
AUGAAUCCGGGGAAAAGAGCAGCCAGUCGUAGCAGCCAAGGGCAAAGAGGAAACUGGAAACCCAAAGGUGCUUUCAAUAUCCAAGAACUUCCACAAGCUUUAGUAAUAGACAUUCUAUCAAGGCUUUCCAUCAAGGCCCUCUACAGUUGCAGAUGCGUUUGCGAAGACUGGCUUCAUAUAAUUCAUGACCCUCAAUUUGCUCGGCUACACCUUCUAAGAUCACCCAUCAGUAUCUUGAUCAAGACCUCGUCCCGUGCAAGAGAUCAAGGGAAAUUUGAUUUAAUCCAUAUAUCUGGGUCUCCUAUGCGAGUCGAGAGAAUGAGGUUUGCUCCCAAUAAUGUUCUACCAGUUUGCCCUGUUUCUGUAGUUAAGUUGAUGAACUCAUGCAAUGGUUUACUUUGUGUAUGUGAGUGGAUGAGAUAUGAUAGGGUGUAUGUGUGCAACCCAAUUUUAGGAGAGUACAUUAGCAUUCCUCUUCCUGAUAGGAAUAGGCAUUACUCGAUUGAUUUUGUUGCACUUGGUUUUAACACUAGGACCAAUGAAUACAAGAUCGUGCAAACAAAUUACUAUUCCAACUACGCCCAUGAGCCUGAGGCUAUGAUAUACACCAUUGGUACAGGAGUUUGGAGAAGUAUUGGAAAGCCUCCUAGUGGCUAUAGAGGUGGCCCAUACCAUUCAAUUCCUUUCUGCAUGGAGCUCUUCAUUGGAUUCCCGUUUAUUACUGUCCUUCUCCAUCUAUACAAUCUUUCGACUUUGAAUGCUGCUUUGUAUUUUCAUUGUGUUUGGAACAUUUGUUAUAUGUGGACAUUUUCAUUUGGAUCAAGACAUUUGUUAAAUUUGGAAAUUUUCAUUUAG